Molecule: messenger RNA, 552 nt
Organism: Meloidogyne enterolobii
Lineage: Eukaryota; Metazoa; Nematoda; Chromadorea; Rhabditida; Meloidogynidae
Source: the annotation of a GenBank genome assembly
AUGUUAGCAGCAACUGCUGUAAAUACUGCUGUAUUUUCAACUUUACUCUUCAAUCGCAAUUUUCUUCAAAGGUCAGCUAAAUUAUUGGUCAAUCAAAACAACUUGAAGAUUGCAAGUGUUAGAAAUUUAGUUGCUGAAAGUCCUGCAAAAAAUUUAGAACAUGAUAAGCUUUUUAAACGAAUUGAUUUGGAAUUGAGAGGCCAUGAUCCUGAAGUUCUUUCUUCGUAUACUACGUUUGUUAGCAAUGUCUGCGAUCAUUUGGAAAUAGAAAAAUCUCAAGUAACAGAAACUCCACAUCUUAAAUGGCUUUUAACAACAUUAAGAGAUAAAUUUGCAAAAAAGAAAUAUAAAGUUCAAUAUGAAGUACGGACAUAUAUUCGAUUUAUGCAUGUCAAAUAUUUAACUGGAAGUACUGCAAGUACAUUUCUUGAAUAUAUUGAAAGAAAUAUUCCUGAAGGAGUGGCCAUGAAAGUUACAUAUACAGAAAUUUGUAAUUUACCAAAGACGAUUACUUCAAAUUCAACAAAUUCUUCUCCUCAAUCUUUACAAUAA